GGUCUCCCAGGCCCGUGGCCGCGACCCGCGAUGGCGCGGCUGGGCGCGCUCGUCUGCUGCCUGCUGGCUGCUUGGCACUGCCGCCCCGGCCUCGGACUGCCUCUGGCUCCCGCUGGCGGCCCGAGUCCCAGUCCGGCGGUGGUAUCCCCUAUAGGUGUAGCUGUUAUCUAUCUUACACCAGGCAAGUGAGACGGAAGGACUUCUGUUUUCUGGAAGGACAUUUGAAUGUGAGCACGCACAGAGAGGACAGUUUUGGCACGUGACUGACUUACACUUAGACCCUACUUACCACAUCACAGAUGACCACACAAAAGUGUGCGCUUCCUCGAAAGGUGCAAGUGCCUCCAACCCUGGCCCUUUUGGAGAUGUUCUAUGUGAUUCUCCUUAUCACCUCAUUCUGUCAGCAUUUGAUUUUAUUAAAAAUUCAGGACAGGAAGCAUCUUUUAUGAUAUGGACAGGGGAUAGCCCACCUCAUGUUCCAGUGCGUGAACUCUCAACAGACACGGUCAUAAAUGUGAUUGCUAAUAUGACCACCACAGUCCAGAGUCUCUUUCCAAAUCUCCAGGUUUUCCCUGCACUGGGUAAUCAUGACUAUUGGCCACAGGAUCAACUGCCUGUAUUCACCAGCAAGGUGUACAAUGCAGUAGCAAGCCUCUGGAAGCCAUGGCUGGAAGAAGAAGCUAUUAGUACUCUAAGGAAAGGUGGCUUUUAUUCACAGAAAGUUUCAACUAAUCUGAACUUUAGGAUCAUCAGUCUCAACACAAACUUAUACUAUGGCCCAAAUAUUGUGACCCUAAAUAAGACUGACCCAGCAAAUCAGUUUGAAUGGCUAGAAAAUACACUGAACAUCUCUCAGCAAAAUAAGGAGAAGGUGUACAUCAUAGCUCAUGUUCCAGUGGGGUACCUGCCUUAUUCAAGGAGCAUCACGGCAAUGAGAGAAUACUAUAAUGAGAAAUUGAUAGAUAUUUUUAGAAAAUACAGUAACAUCAUUGCAGGACAAUUUUAUGGACACACUCACAGAGAUAGUAUUAUGGUUCUUUCAGAUAAAAAAGGAAAUCCGGUAAAUUCUUUGUUUGUGGCUCCUGCUGUUACUCCGGUGAAGAGUGUUUUAGAAAAACAGACCAACAACCCUGGUGUCAGACUAUUUCAAUAUGAUCCUCGUGAUUAUAAAUUACUGGAUGUGCUACAGUAUUACUUGAACCUGACAGAUGCUAAUCUAAAGGGAAAAUCUAAUUGGAAGCUGGAGUAUACCCUGACCCAGGCCUAUGACAUUGAAGAUUUGCAGCCAAAAAGUUUGUAUGAAUUAGCUAAACAAUUUGCAAUCUUAGACAGUAAACAGUUUAUAAAAUACUACAAUUACUUCUUUGUGAGUUAUGACAGUAGGGUAAUUUGUGAUGAGAAAUGUAAGGCCUUUCAGAUUUGUGCAAUUAUGAAUCUUGAUGUUAUUUCGUAUACAGAUUGCCUCAAACAGUAUUAUAUAAAGCACAAUCCAUAGUAUUUCACAGCCUAUACUCAUAGAAAAUGUAUCAUUGCUCUGUUUCUGAGAUCAGUUUGUGGAAUUGUUAUGCAAAAAUUGGCGAGUUGCUGAGUGGGCAGGAAGAAUUCCUGUCUUUGCUUUUUUAUGAUGCCCAAAAUGUAGAUAUUUUUAACAUCCUAAAUUUUUAUUAUAUCGAAUGUAUCUAAACUGCCCAUUACUAGAAUGAUGUUUGGAUGUACAUACCCUAUCUUCCAGUUUAUAUAAUUGCAUUUAAUUUAUACUCUUGUUGAAAUUGUCAUUUAUACAAUAAGACAAAUUACUUUUCUCUAAGUAUGACGAAUUAUUUUUAAUAUGAUAAUUUUCAGUCUUUUAAUUCAUUCUUCUGGAAACUUCAUGUGUUAACUGAGGUUCAGACAGUUUUAAGUAUCAUGAGGUUGACACUGUUUAUGCACUAUCUAUACUCUUGGGAAAACACCAAGGUCACAUUAGGGCCAUCUCUGAGUCUAUGAAACAUCACAGGACAUGACCUCACUAGCUGUCUUCAUUCUGUGAGUGAAGGGCAGUCCUCUUUAGAACUAAGUUUUAAGGAAGAGAAUGUCACGGGAGAAUGGCUAAAUAUUUUAUCAGACUUUAAAAAUGCAGAAAUAGUAUUUAUAUGUUGCUUACAGAUACAUGUAAUAGAUUCCCCCAGAAGAGGUGUGUUGGUAAACAUCAAAUACAGGAAUGUUGGAGGUUAAUGAAUGGGAAAGUUGAUUGGGGAGAGAUAUAUAAGGGGAUUUAAAUGUGUUGGUAAAGUUUUAUUUCCUAGUUCAAUCAAUUUCCUAGUGGCUAUGUUAAUGUUAGCUCUAUUUUUCUUUAUAUAUUUUUAAAUAUAUUAAGUACUAUAGAGAUCCAGCCUUUAAAGUUGAUGAUAUUGGCUCUUCUACGGAGAAUGAUUCAUAAUGAAAGCAUGGAGACGCUUGGAGGGUUUCAAGUAGUCUAGUAGAGAAGGGACUGUGGGGGGUGCUGAGGUGCUGCCAGUGGAGAGAAGUAGCCCUUUUGUGAUAUAUUUGGUAAGUAGAAGCAGCAGGAUUUAUUGAUGGCAAGGAUGUAAGAGCUAAAGUACAGAGAGAAAUAAAGGAUGACUGCUAGAUUUUUGGCUGGAGAAACUGGUAGAUGGUUGUGUUAUGAGGGAGUUGGGAUUACUAGAAGAGGAGAGGGCUGGCGGGGAGUGUGAGGGACACAGAGCAACAGAUUAAGAGUACUAUAGUGUAUUACAGCUGAUACAGGCUACCCAAGAAUUCCUCUAGUUCUUUAAACAUUUUUCUAUUCUAAUCAUCUCUAAAUUGAGAACUUAAGGAUUUCUUUUAAAAAAUAAAUUAGUACCCUAAGAAAGCAGCCAAACAACUCAGACUCUACUACUGUGAUUGUUUCUACAAUAUUUAAAAUUUAUUAGGAAUAAACAUGACUUACUUAUAGGAAUGUAUCAUCUGCCUGCCUCCCCACUGGUACUGCCUAAAUCAUUCUAGACAAACAUCAAGGACACUUAAGGAAAGGAAAAAUAGUAUUAAUUCAGUUAUUGAUGAGCUAUCUAUUCUUUUGGUAGAGAAUGGAUUUUCUCAAGCUACAGCAUCCCCUACUUGGGUUGCUUCUCCUUGGAGCAAUUAUGUAUGUUAAGCAUAAUUAGGCAACCUUUCCAUGAACACAGAAAGAAAUAAUAAGGUAAGGAUCAUGUUUAUUUUAUAAUUAGUUUUUCAAAACAUACCUGAAGUUCCUGUUUUACAAAAUUCUCCUCAUUAAAAUUUAGUGUGAUUCAUCAUCCUUAACUUUUAGUAAAACAAAUUUCUUUCUACAAUCUGUUGUUUAAUUUUAAACAAAUCAGUAUAAAACUCCUCUCUUUUAUUGUAAAACUUCAGGUCUUUUGCAUUCUAUGCUAUACAUAGUACAUUCCCUUAUGAAAGUUCUAUGUCCCCAAACUGGUGGUUUUAGGAAGAUGGCUGUGAGUGUCCCCUGACCAUUGCCUUGUAGGCUUGGAGGACUUUUCUUUAUGCAGGACUAGGGACCCAGUGGUCCUUUUGGUUUCUGUAGCCUUUGUUCCUGCCUCAGUGAAGACUCUUUCCUCCCAUCACCACCCCAUAUUCUAAUUAACAUAGAUUGUCAGUUUCUAAACACACAUGUAAUUAUACAUUUCAAAAGAUUUUCAAUAUGUAUGUUUGAUAACUUACUUGAAUUCAAAAUACGUAACUCAAAACUCAACAGUAAGAAAACAACCCAAUUUUUUAAAAUGUCAAAAGAUCCAAAUACUUCACCAGUGAAGAAAUACGAAUGGCAAACAAGCAUGUAAAAAGACACUCUACAACAUUAGUCAUUUAAAAAAAUGUAAACUAAAAAGUAAAAAAAAAUUUUAAAGUAAAUAAAUUACUACCACACUCC
This is a messenger RNA of Lagenorhynchus albirostris (white-beaked dolphin), 3889 nucleotides long. It is a transcript of the gene SMPDL3A, whose product is annotated as sphingomyelin phosphodiesterase acid like 3A. Lineage: Eukaryota; Metazoa; Chordata; Mammalia; Artiodactyla; Delphinidae. The record is from RefSeq and is a predicted model, not a curated record. Gene Ontology annotation, molecular function: sphingomyelin phosphodiesterase activity. The coding region runs from base 446 to 1495 and encodes 349 amino acids. The transcript is spliced from 9 exons. Gene Ontology annotation, biological process: sphingomyelin catabolic process.